GUCGAUAAAAAUAAAAUCAAGUGGUAAUAGCUGUCUUAGAUUUGUUAGAAGUCAUUCAAUAAUUGCAUGGCUACAGGUUGCUCAUUAGGUGAUUUUGAGAGGCAUGCCUUGGCCCCCAACCAUUUAGAAAGAGGUGAAGUUUGACUUUGCUUGUUCACUCUUGAGGUCUAUUAUCAGACUUUGAAGAUUUCUCUCAUACUUUCUUUUACCUUAGGGUUUGAGGUAAAAUCAAGAUAUCGAUGAAUAUUUAGAGUGUAAUUGAUCAUUCAAAUUGUCUUUGCUUGUAGGAUCAUGCCUUAAAGAGUGGUCCUUCAGCUAGAAAUGCAUUUGGUUGAAUGAGAAAUAACCAGUAGAAUGGUCAUAAUGGUAGCCUUAAGCCAAGAUUUUUGCCUAUUGAAUGGGCUGUUGUUUUUAUCCUGUCUUCUCCUUAACUCCUCCGAAUUCUGAACUUUUCUUACUCAUGGGAACAAUUUUGAGGCACAUUAUAAUUGGUUGCCUCCCUGCGUCCUGAGACCUCUACAAAUAUGUAAUUGCCUUAGAAUAUAUAAAACCCUGACAUAAAGCUUUUACCUCUUGAAUAUGUUGUCACUGAAAUAAUUAAGGUGAAAUGAGCCCGUUGUUUAUACAAGAUGAAAUAAUUUAUAAAUAGUUGAUGAAAUCACAGAUAAAAAAAUGCGUUAGAAAUAGCUGUGUUAUUCCAAUGGUAUGAAAAUUCUGUAUAUAUUUUUUUUAUAACUGACACUUUUUUGACAACAGUUGAAGAGGACAUAGCCAAAAAACAAACCACCAAGCGACCUUCUGAGCAACCUCUAUCUGAUGUUGCUCCUCUCUCUCCUAAACUCCCCCGAACAGAGAUGCAUGCCUCUCAAGUUGAGGAAGAGGUAACCAAAAAACAAACUACUAAGCGACCUUCUCAUCAACUUCUCUCUGAUGCUGCUCCUCUCUCUCCUAAGUUCCGCAAAACAGAGAUGCAUGCCUCUCAAGAAGAACGUUUGUCUUCUGAGGGAAAAGGCAUUACCAAGGACUCACCACUAAAUCCAGACAAUUCUUUGAAUCCUGCCAGUGGAGAUCCUAUAAUCACUGAUACCGCAGUCUCCAAGAAUUUUCCUGGUGGUGUGCCAGUCUCCUCAGGUUCAGCACUAGUGGAUACAUCAUCUCCCCAGAGCGGUCCCCAUGAAUUCCAAAUGCAGAAAAACAGUGAAGCUCCAAGUUAUAUAGCUGUACCUGACCCCAGUGUCCUGAAGCAAGGCUUCUCUAAAGACCCUUCAACCUGGUGUGUGGAUGAAGUGAUACAGUUUAUGAAACAUAAAGAUCCUCAGAUAUCAGGCCCCCUCGCCGACCUCUUCAGGCAACAUGAAAUUGAUGGAAAGGCUCUGCUACUACUCAAAAGUGAUCUUGUAAUGAAGUAUAUGGGGCUGAAGUUGGGGCCAGCUCUAAAGUUAUGUUACUACAUUGAAAAACUUAAAGAAGGGAAACACAAUUUUAAAAAUGUAUAAGUUUAGAUUAGCCAUAAUUCUCAGUUGUCCUGAUAAUUUAUUAACCUAAAAAUAUUUUUAUUCUCUUAGCAGUUUUAGUUUUCUAGACAGUGCCUAAAAAGAUUGUUAUACGCAGAAUUGCAGAGCUACAUUACAGUCCAGUCUGUUUCUUUAAAUACCAUUUUAUGUAUUAGUAUUAGCAUAUUCAAAUUGGCAACUUCUUUAUGUCUUUUUAUUAUUUGAUAGUUUAUUAUUUUAUCAUACAGUUUACAUGUAUACUUCUUGUAGGAAACAGAAACACCUUUGAUUUCAGUUAAUGUUUAUGUAUAGAACUAAAACAGCUAAAUCCCAAAGGAGAAAGUAUCAGGGAUUAACAAGUUCUCUAAUGAAACCCAUGAGAGGUUUUCCUUAGAAGAGAAUUUAAAGAUACAACUGCAGACAUCAUCUCUUUCUCAAAUACUUUUUGUCUGUUAUAGCAGUGUUCUGUAUUCUGUUAUAGCAGUGUUCUGUUUGUGUUCUACCCAUUUCCAGAAACGGAAUAGCCAUAUAAAUUAUUUUCAUUUUGUUAUUCUUUCUCUGUAUGUUGUAUUUCUUCAUAUUUAAAGGUAAAAGUAACUUUAUAAGCUUUCAUAAAGUGUUCUUACCAGUUUUUGAUAAACUUCAAACAAUUAUAGGGUAGAUAGAAUAGUUGUUUUAUGCAGGAGAUAUACUACAAGGGUGGCUUGGAUGGAAUCUGGUUAAUUUUUUUUUAAUGGAAUACCUGUUAUUUUAAAACUUAACAUAAGUAGGCAUUCAUUUCUCACAUCUCUAUUUGAAGACAACUGUGCCCAAAAUUUUAAAAGAUAUAUAUUUUAUUGUCUGUGUUUAUUCCUCAUAUGGAUACUAUACAAUAUUUAUAUAUUAUUCUAUACCUGUAGGUAUACAAAGAAGUAAAUCUGUUCUUUUUGUAUCUUAAUAUGGCACUUUACACUGCCACAGAGGUAAUGAUAAACUAUUUAUAUAAUUAGACGUUUUUAUUCUGUAAAAAAAUAUGUUCAUCAUUUGCUAUCACUAGUACCUCUCAGCUUAGUCUUCAGGGGAUAAGAAACAAUUCAUAGAUUGGUUUCCAUACAGGGAAGUUCUCCGUCCUAUGCAAUGUUUCUAAUUAAUUUGCUUAGUUCUGAGCCAUUUAUUCUGCUAAAUUUUGGAAGAUGAAUUAAUUCUGACUUACCAUUUGUGCUUUAAUUUUAAAGUAGAAAUUUCAGGGGGAAGUGGUGCUAUAUGUUUAUUCUUAUUACUUUGUAUAACUUUGGAGUAAUGUUUAUAAACUAUGAGAAUUUGUGCUAAACGUAUUAGCCACUUGUUGAAAAUGCCAAUGAAAUAUGUACCAGGGGCAAGAAUGUACAUUUUAUUUUUUUAGAAAACCAAAUGUACUUUAUACCAGAAUGCAGCUAUUUAAAAGGUGGUUUCACCUAUGUUAUUUCUUUUGUGUUAUAAGAUAAAAUUCUAAUUUAAACUUAGUCUUCUCUCAAAUUGUUUGAGUGAAAGUGCUGUGUCCAGCUGAACAGUCCUCAGGUGUUUAUACAAAUACUAUGUUUUACAGUUCUCAAAAUUUAAAAUAUAAUAAAGUUAAAUAACUACAAAAACUA
Miniopterus natalensis is the source of this 3103-nucleotide messenger RNA. NCBI's taxonomy places the organism in Eukaryota, Metazoa, Chordata, Mammalia, Chiroptera, Miniopteridae. The record is from RefSeq and is a predicted model, not a curated record.